Messenger RNA from Aspergillus chevalieri, 1515 nucleotides. RefSeq names its product serine C-palmitoyltransferase subunit lcbA (gene lcbA). Gene Ontology annotation, cellular component: endoplasmic reticulum. NCBI's taxonomy places the organism in Eukaryota, Fungi, Ascomycota, Eurotiomycetes, Eurotiales, Aspergillaceae. The record is from RefSeq and is a predicted model, not a curated record. The transcript is spliced from 4 exons. Gene Ontology annotation, biological process: sphingosine biosynthetic process; ceramide biosynthetic process. Gene Ontology annotation, molecular function: serine C-palmitoyltransferase activity; pyridoxal phosphate binding. Bases 1 to 1515 code for a protein of 504 amino acids.
AUGGAUAUCCAGGAGACCCAACGUCUCCUUUCGGAGUACCUCCAUGAACUAGCAAACCUGUUCCAUCAGCUCCCCGGAUCUGCCAUUUUCCUCCGCUAUGUGAAGUCGAGUUACCAAGAUGACCCGGUCCGGUCGAUGGUCGAAUUGUUCCUUUUCCUUUUCGCUGUGCGGUAUUUGCUUGCGCCCAAAUAUUCGACGAAGCCCGGCGUUGUUCAACUUUCGGACGAUGAAGUUGAUGAUCUGGUGGAUGAAUGGACCCCGGAGCCCUUGGUGGGAAGUCCCACGCCUUUGGAGGAGAUGGAGGUCGAGAAGAGGGCUGUUAUUGUUGGUCCCGUUGGCCCCAAGUCCAAGCUCUCGAACGGUCGCACUGUCAUGAACCUCGGAUCUGUCAAUUUCUACAACUUCAACACAAACGAAUCGCUCAAGGAAAAGGCUAUUCAGACCCUUCGCAACUACGGUGUCGGUCCCUGCGGUCCACGUGGAUUCUACGGUACACAGGAUGUGCACAUGAAGACUGAAGCGGAUGUCGCGUCGUAUCUCGGUACUCCCGCCUGUAUCAUCUAUGCGCAGGCGUUCUCGACCAUCUCCAGUGUUAUCCCGGCGUUCUCGAAGCGUGGCGAUAUCAUUGUUGCGGAUAAGGGUGUUAGCUUUGCUGUUCGGAAGGGUAUCCAGAUUUCUCGGAGUAUUGUGCGGUGGUAUGAGCAUAAUGACAUGGAGGAUCUGGAGAGGGUUUUGGCCAAAGUUACCAAAGAGCAGGCCAGAAAGCCGCUCACUCGGAGAUUUAUCAUCACUGAGGGUAUAUUUGAGUCUCAUGGUGAUAUGGUCAAUCUGCCUAAGAUUAUCGAGCUGAAACUCAAGUACAAGUUCCGGCUUAUCCUCGACGAGACGUGGUCGUUUGGUGUCCUUGGUCGCACUGGUCGUGGCGUGACGGAACACCAGAACGUUGAUGCGGCGGAGGUCGAUAUGAUUGUGGGAUCGCUGGCCGGCCCACUCGUCGCAGGUGGUGGUUUCUGCGCUGGCUCGGAGGAAAUCGUGCAUCACCAGCGUAUCUCUGCUGCCGCAUACACGUUCUCCGCCGCUCUGCCCGCGAUGUUGUCUACAACUGCUAGUGCAACAAUCAACCUUCUCCAAAGCAAUCCCGAUAUCAUCUCUCAGCUCCGGGAACAAACCAAGGUCUUGAGGGCACAACUGGUUCCUCGCAGUGACUGGGUUUAUUGCACCAGCGCUCCGGAGAACCCUGUCAUCAUCUUGCCCCUUAAGCCUGAGGUGGUUGCUUCGAAGAGGUUGUCGUUCGAGGAUCAACAGUUUUUGUUGCAGGAUAUUGUGGAUGAGUGCACGACAAAUGGCGUCCUCAUCACCCGUGUAAAGACCCUCGAUGACAACUUCGAGCCCAGGCAGCUCCUUCUUCCGGCCCUGAAGGUCUGCGUGACCAUUGGUCUCACCCGGAAAGAAAUCGAAAAGGCAGGGACGGUAAUCCGCCAUGCUAUCACGAAAAUCGUCAGCAGGAAGAAGUGA